This is a messenger RNA of Cokeromyces recurvatus, 1637 nucleotides long. RefSeq lists its product as uncharacterized. NCBI's taxonomy places the organism in Eukaryota, Fungi, Mucoromycota, Mucoromycetes, Mucorales, Mucoraceae. The record is from RefSeq and is a predicted model, not a curated record. The annotation marks the transcript as partial. The transcript has 3 exons.
CAAAAUACGAAUUUUACUCUAUUUCAUUUUAUUUUUCUUAUUCUUUUUCUUUAUUGUAUAAUAUUUACUCUUCUAGCAUAAUCAAAUGGCUACUAAAGAUCUAUUGAACCAAAUUCGUGAUUUACAAUGUGCUAUUGACAGUUUUGUAGUUGAAAAUACCGUUAGUCUACCACAAACAUCUUCUACAGAGACAACAGUAUUCGAGGAUGAAAAAUGGGAAGAAUCUAGUCAAGAAAUACCUUAUGAAUCUGAUAGAAAUUCAUUUAAAGAAGAUAGAGCAAAAGAAGGGAAAACAUUAAUUGAACCAAUCCUGAAGAUGCCAAAACCUAUUUCUAUUUGUAAACUAAACUUAUCCGAUGACUUUUCUUCAUUAGUAAAUCAGUUUAAGACCUUAAAAGUAGUGCCUGAUCCAAUCAAAAAAGAAGAAGAGGUAAAACAGAAUAAUAGAACGGAUGAAAAGACAGAGGUGAAGAUACAAGAAAAAGAAAUGAUAAUAGUAUCAGAUCAACCAUCUCAGUUACCUAUCACUACUAUUAAAAGAAAAUUACCUACAAAAUUAGCAAGAAAUCGUGCUUCUUCCGUCUCUAGCAAACGUUCUCAAAAGUCAACAAAGAGUGUCAAGAGCCUGAAUAAAAAGAAACAACAAUUAAGUCCAUUAUAUCAACAACCACAAGAGAAAUAUAUACCUCGUAAUUAUAAUGAAAUGAUGCGUAUUCCAGAUAUAUAUGAAAGACUUUCAUUCUAUGAAACUACACUCGAUUUAUGUCUAAGAGAGGUUUCACCCAUUGCAAAAUGGAUUCAUGAAAAUAAAGCUAAAGGGAAACCAGAAGCUUUGUUGGAAGAUUAUGUUAUACCUCCAGUUAGAAUAACACGAGCAAGAUUAAAAUCAUCCAGUAGUAGCCAUUUCAAGGCAAACGAGAAUACAAGUACAUUUGGUAGUAUGGGUUCACUUUUAAGUCAUUCUAUUUCAACAUUUUUAAAGAAAAAGGCACAGGCGUCAGGAACAAGUUCCUCCUAUUUUAGUAAAUUUAAUAACAAAUCUGCUAUGAUCGUGCCUUGUCCUAGUUAUUCUGAAAAGACAAAUACAACAAGUCAUAGUCUCUUUGGUCGUUCAAUGAGUCGAUUCAAUAAUGUGUCAUCCACUCGACUACCUGCUUACAACUAUCAACAACCUCCCUUUCCAAAGAAAUAUAAUUUUGAAAAUAACUCAACAACCAAGAAGAUAACACAACCACCUACACGAUUAAUGAAUCCUCUUAAUAUAAAUAAUCGUAUCACUUCAUUAACUAAGCCGCCACUUAAGCCUUCUCAUUCUCAUUUUCAUCCUCCUCCUCUUCCUCAUCCUCCUCCUCCUCUAUUAACCCCCUUAUCGACACAUCAUAAACCACUUAUAUCUCCAAUACCUAAAUCAAGUACAAGCACACCUAGUAGUAGACUCUUUUUUGGUCGUAGUGGUAGUAUGUUUAAUCUUACAAGUCAACAUCGUGAAUCAAAUAAUACAGCACUUGAAUAUAUGACAAGCAUUUUACCCCAAGUAGAUAUAAGCAUAUUACAAGAUGCUUUAAAUGAGGCUAAAGGGGAUACAAUGACAGCCAUUUCCAUUGCAGUUAGUCAGAAAAAACAUAACUUAACAAUAG